Periophthalmus magnuspinnatus is the source of this 3976-nucleotide messenger RNA. It is a transcript of the gene kdm1a, whose product is annotated as lysine (K)-specific demethylase 1a. The record is from RefSeq and is a predicted model, not a curated record. NCBI's taxonomy places the organism in Eukaryota, Metazoa, Chordata, Actinopteri, Gobiiformes, Gobiidae. Bases 80 to 2605 code for a protein of 841 amino acids. Gene Ontology annotation, cellular component: nucleus. The transcript has 21 exons. Gene Ontology annotation, biological process: regulation of DNA-templated transcription. Gene Ontology annotation, molecular function: protein binding; oxidoreductase activity; flavin adenine dinucleotide binding.
UCCGGGGUCUCGUAACUGCGCCGUCUUUGUAUUGACAUCUGCGAGGCACAAAGAGGAGAGGCCUCCAACAUCCUCCAUUAUGCUUUCUAGCAAAAAGUCUGAUGCGGGCUCCUCUUCCUCCUCCUCUUCCUCCUCUGCUGGGGCAUCUGGAACCGAGCGAGUCCCCACUUCAGACGCACAGACCGGGACCUCCGCCUCCUCUGCCGGGCUCAUGGAGGUCAAGAAGAAGGAACGCUCUUCCCCCAGCGGAGAGCCCGGAGCGCCCCCCUCUGGAGCUCACCAGGGGGGGCCCAGUGCGGCGGACCUCGAGGCCGCCGAAGUCCGCAGAACCAGCCGACGGAAGCGAGCAAAACAGGUGGAGUACCGCGAGAUGGAUGAAAGCCUGGCCAAUCUGUCGGAGGACGAGUACUACUCUGAGGAGGAGAGGAACGCCAAAGCAGAGAAGGAGAGGAAGCAGGUGGUGCCUCCCCCUCCGCCCCCUCCCGAGGAGGAGCAGGACAGCGAACCUGAGGAGCCGUCUGGUGUAGAAGGCGCUGCGUUCCAGAGCCGCCUGCCCCAUGACCGCAUGACGUCCCAGGAGGCCGCCUGCUUCCCGGACAUCAUCAGCGGACCCCAGCAGACGCAGAAAGUCUUCCUGUACAUCCGCAACCGCACACUUCAACUGUGGCUGGACAACCCGAAGAUCCAACUCACCUUUGAGGCUACGGCACAGCAGCUCGAGGCUCCAUACAACAGUGAUGCAGUAUUGGUCCACAGGGUACACAGUUACUUAGAAAGGCAUGGACUCAUCAACUUUGGCAUUUACAAAAGGGUCAAGCCGUUGCCAACUAAAAAGACUGGAAAGGUGAUUGUGAUUGGAGGAGGGGUGUCUGGUCUCGCUGCAGCCAGACAGCUCCAAAGUUUUGGGAUGGAUGUGACUGUCCUAGAGGCCAGAGAUCGUGUGGGAGGCAGAGUGGCCACAUUCAGGAAGGGAAACUAUGUGGCUGAUCUGGGAGCCAUGGUGGUCACUGGGCUCGGAGGAAACCCCAUGGCGGUGGUCAGCAAGCAGGUCAACAUGGAGCUGGCCAAAAUCAAGCAGAAGUGUCCCCUGUAUGAAGCCAAUGGACAGGCGGGGGAAAGGUGCACCAGUGUGCCCAAGGAGAAGGACGAGAUGGUGGAGCAGGAGUUUAACCGUCUGCUCGAGGCCACGUCCUACCUGAGCCACCAACUGGACUUCAACUUCCUCAACAACAAGCCCGUAUCUCUGGGGCAAGCCCUGGAAGUGGUCAUCCAACUCCAAGAGAAACACGUCAAAGAUGAGCAGAUCGAGCACUGGAAGAAGAUCGUCAAAACACAGGAGGAGCUGCGAGACCUCCUCAACAAAAUGGUGUCCACAAAGGAGCGUGUCAAAGAACUCCACCAGCAGUACAAAGAGGCCAGCGAGGUAAAGCCUCCCCGGGACAUCACCGCAGAGUUCCUGGUGAAGAGCAAACACCGCGACCUCACAGCACUGUGCAAAGAGUACGAUGAGCUGGUGGAGAGCCAGGCCAAGCUGGAGGAGAAGCUGCAGGAGCUGGAGGCCAACCCCCCCAGUGAUGUGUACCUGUCGUCGCGGGACAGACAGAUCCUGGACUGGCACUUUGCUAACCUGGAGUUUGCUAACGCCACGCCCCUCUCCACCCUCUCCCUCAAACACUGGGACCAGGACGAUGACUUUGAGUUCACGGGCAGCCACCUGACGGUUAGAAACGGCUACUCGUGUGUCCCCGUGGCCCUGGCCGAGGGGCUGGACAUCAAACUGAACACAGCAGUACGACAGGUCCGAUACACUGCCUCUGGCUGUGAGGUGAUCGCAGUGAACACUCGUUCCACCACUCAGACCUUCAUCUACAAGUGUGACGCGGUCCUGUGCACACUGCCUCUAGGCGUGCUCAAACAGCAGCCCCCCGCUGUGCAAUUUGUGCCCCCCUUGCCCGAAUGGAAGACCUCCGCUAUCCAGAGGAUGGGCUUCGGCAACCUCAACAAGGUGGUGCUGUGCUUCGACCGUGUCUUCUGGGACCCCAGUGUGAACCUGUUUGGACAUGUGGGCUCCACAACAGCCAGCCGAGGAGAGCUCUUCCUCUUCUGGAACCUCUACAAAGCUCCCAUCCUGCUGGCCCUGAUGGCAGGGGAGGCGGCUGGGAUCAUGGAGAACAUCAGUGAUGAUGUCAUCGUAGGCCGCUGUCUGGCCAUUCUCAAGGGGAUCUUCGGGAGCAGUGCAGUGCCACAGCCUAAGGAGACAGUGGUGACCCGAUGGCGUGCAGACCCCUGGGCAAGGGGGUCCUACUCGUACGUAGCAGCGGGCUCCUCUGGCAACGACUACGACUUGAUGGCCCAGCCUAUCACACCGGGGCCUGCCAUCCCAGGGGCCUCACAGCCCGUACCGCGCCUCUUCUUCGCAGGGGAGCACACCAUCAGAAACUAUCCGGCCACAGUGCACGGCGCUCUGCUCAGCGGGCUCCGGGAGGCAGGUCGAAUCGCUGACCAGUUCCUGGGAGCCAUGUACACCCUGCCCCGACAAGCCACGCCGACCGCCGCCCCCGCUGCAGCCAACCCUCCUCAAGCUCCACCCGCUCCUGCUGUUUAACACCUACAACACUGGAAAAGACUUAACCAUUCAAACUCCAUCUAUGGACUGGAACAUAAAAUGAACUUGUGAAUGGUCCUGUCCUCAGCGUGGCAUUACAAUUGGGUUGUUUUGGCUCCAGAGGCCUUCUCGGUUGUCUUAAUACUAUGAACUCUAGCUGGAUGUUAAAGGACACAUAUUAUCCAAAAUUGACCUUUUUUGAACUGUUACCCAUGUUAUAACAUUGUUCCCUUGUUCACAUACCUGGAGUUGUGCUUUUCUUCAUUCAUGCUGGUUUCAGUAAUCCUCUGCAUAGUAUCAGAAAAUAAGUGUUUGAAUUUCCCUGGAUUAUUGCGUCACAGGUACAAACCCUGCACCAUUUUUAAGUCCAUAAAUCAUUGCUGUUUGAAGCAUUUAUGCCAUCAAAUCUGGUUCAUUACAACUGUGUGCUUACAUUAGCGUGUUGGGGUAACACGAGAUGCGCUGUCACUAAAAGGGGAAAUUGUAAACAUAUCUCAUUUUUUCCAUUAGCGUUGGACCGAGACGUGACAUCACACAACCCAACAGUGACCGCUUGCUCUGCUUCCAGAAGUAUGUACAGCUCCAUCUACUGGCAGCAGAGGGAGUUACCAUGGGGAGCGCUGAAGCUGAAACAUAAUGUCCACUUUUAUACUUGGCAUUUCAUAUUUUAGAAUUUAAAAUAAUGUCCAAAGCAAAGGUAACAAAACAAAUAAUGCAUAAUAUGUGUCCUUUAAAGGGCCCAUAUUAUGCCAUUUUCUGAUCUGUGCUAUAAUGUUGCUUCCGCAUCAAAACAUACCUGGAGUGACCUUAUUUCAUUCUUAAUUCUCUCAAACAGAAAACACUAUACCUUGUGAUGUCAUUAAGUGGUAAUACAGAAAGUGCUCCACUGUGUGUGCCAGAAUCAUUUGGAUGAUUUCAGCCCUGGAAUUGCCAGUCUCUAUGUUAACAGCUACCUUUUACCUUUUGUUCAGUAAAUUAUUGCUUCAUGACAUCACUAAGUGGAACAGAGCAUUUUGAGCUUUUGAGAUGUAGAUGGACUAAUAACAGGAUUUCUCAAACAUGUGUGAAUGAAACAAAACUCAACUCCAGGUAUGUUUUUGAGGAGGUAACAACAUUAUAACAUGGCUUAAACUUCACACAAGUCAAUUUAGUGUAAUAUAGGACCUUUAAAGCCUAAGUUUUUUGUUUUUUUCCCUGUUAUGUUAGAUUAAAGAGUAUAGUGAAAAUAGCUCCAAGCUGAAAAGAAGAACAUAUGUGUGGAAGAUCUGUGAAUUUUUUUGUUGCUAUAGCAGUUAUGUAUUUUAUUAAGUCUUAAGUCUUCACAGAUAUUUUAUAUUGUCAAUUGUUUUGCUAUUAAAAGAUAAAAAUCUG